Messenger RNA from Zeugodacus cucurbitae (melon fly), 2238 nucleotides. It is a transcript of the gene mael, whose product is annotated as protein maelstrom 1. Gene Ontology annotation, biological process: negative regulation of DNA-templated transcription; spermatogenesis; male meiotic nuclear division. The record is from RefSeq and is a predicted model, not a curated record. The transcript has 5 exons. Bases 310 to 1854 code for a protein of 514 amino acids. Lineage: Eukaryota; Metazoa; Arthropoda; Insecta; Diptera; Tephritidae. Gene Ontology annotation, cellular component: nucleus; P granule. Gene Ontology annotation, molecular function: sequence-specific DNA binding.
CUGUCGUAGUAUUUCAACCAACUCCAACUGUCAACCAAUUGGAAUUAUACGCGCUAUGCUUUCGUGUUUGCUAUUGUGUUUUGUGUGUGCUUAAAAAUAAUAAUUGCGAAUUAUAUACCGCGUAACACGUUAUUGUGGUAUAAAAACUAAAAACUUUUGGAUAUUAAACAAAUAAAAAAUAAUUGAAAAGUGUGCUCAAAGGUUUACCGUAGCUGAUUGCAUUACUACAAUUGGCCAUUGUUUGAAAAAUUAUAGCGGUUCGGUUUUUUUUAAAGGAUUUACAAGUACCGUUAAAAGUCCGUCAAGAAAAUGCCGAAAAAGCCAUCAAAAAAUGGUUUUAUGACCUUUACCUUUGAUUGGAAGUCUAAGUAUGGUAGAAACUUAAGCUUGGCCGAAGCUACAACAGAGUGCGGCCGUAUAUGGGCGUCAAUGACGGCGCAGGAGCGUGCACCCUAUAAUGAGCGCGCUAAGCAGGAAAAAAUGGGCUUAAAAACUGGCGCGGCACCAAAACUUACCUGCAGGGGUAAGCCCAUUGAUGUUGUAGAAAAAGAGCGUCAGGAUGUUGAGCAGCGUGAACGGCGCAUGAAACGUACCAUCGAGUUGACUGUUCGAAAUAGCGUGAAGAAUGACCAAUUGGACACGCAAACAUACCACUUUAUAAUGGUGAACUAUUUCGUACGUUCACUCAGAGGUGGCAUUUAUGUGCCAGCCGAAAUUUCUGUUGUUAAAUACUCGUUGAAAGAAGGUUUAUGUCGGCUGUAUCAUAGUUUCAUAAAUCCUGGUCCUGAAUUGUACGGUUUACAGUAUGAGGCACAACAUCAUUCGGACAACACACACAAGUUGCCAUUACCGCCGCAUGCUAAGGGUGAAACUGAUUUAGGUUUGAUUUAUAAUAAUAUACUGGAUUUUAUACGAGAUCCUGAAACUGGCGAGUAUCCGCCAGUUUAUACUCAUCGUGAUUCCAUACCAGUUGUGGCAUCUGUUUUGGACUAUCUCAAAGGCGAUUACAAAGCAAGAAACAUCGAAUUCGAGACAUAUUCGAUACAAUAUCUCUUUUACAUACUCAAAGAAGCUACUUGUGAAAUGGGUGAAUUGGAAAAACCAACUUCUAGCUUCGUUACUGAUGCAUUUUGGGAUAACGACUUUUUUGAAUAUCAAAUUGAUAUAGCUUGUACAUACCAUGAGGAAAUUGAUAAAAGCAAAUAUUGCACACAAUCAAUAGUAACACGCUGGGCAUUCACGUUUUCCGAUUACAUGUGUUGCGACAUUGCUAUCGAUAUGAUACCCGGUCGUCAUGUGCCCAAAACCACGAACUUGGCUGCCAUUAUAAAUCCAGCGCCAAGCACCUAUGCCGACACCGAAUCGCAAAUUUCCGUAAAUAGUGAAAGUACAUACGCCACUAAAGCCGUAUGUGAGAAUAAAAUUUACUAUGAUGAGCCAAAUGCUUAUGCGCCAGCACGUUCAUACAAUAGUGGGCGUUCCACGUUGCCAUUUGAAGUCAACGAUUUUCCAAGUCUUGGGCCGGGUUCGUCGCGUAAGAAGCACGCAUCCAAUUAUGCAAUAGCACCAGCUAAAACUAGUCGCAUGCAUAGCGCACCACACCAGGCAAUGGAUAGCGACUCACCGGAUUCGACUGUCGAUAUAAAUCCGUGGUCAAUGCGUUCGUUGCAUGUGCCACGCAAACCGGACACCUCACACUUCGAUAUAAACUAUACGCGCGAUGAGACCACCGAUUCGGAGGCAUCGACACCGCUCGGUUAUGGACGUGGUCGUAUGCGUAAUAACGUGUCUACGGCUAGCGUUGUGAGUGCAGGCUCAGGACGUGGCCGUCUAUUUCAGCGUUUAAACAAUUAGUGUUAUAAAAAAAUUCAUAAUAAAAAAAAAAAUAAAAAUAUAAUAAAAAAAAAAUAAAAAUAUAAUAAAAAAAAAUAAAAUAAAAAUAAAAAAAUAAAAAUAUAAUAAAAAAGAAAUUAAAGUUAGCUUACAUAUAUAUGUAAUAUAUACAAAAGAUAAUGUAUAUAAAAAUAUAACUGUGAGCAUAUGUGCGAAAAUAUGUGCAUAUCGCCGACUUAAGCCAUUGUAACAACUAAGCAUAUUUGAACUGUUCUUUAAUUUCUUUGUUUUGCAAACGCCUUAAAUUUUUUUUUUAAAUCACUUGACUACAAAAAUAGUUUAAGUAAAUGCGUGAUUGUCAUAAUUUUUUAAUAAAAGGACUACUUGGUCCUUAUGCAUAAAUAA